This is a messenger RNA of Peniophora sp. CBMAI 1063, 1104 nucleotides long. Lineage: Eukaryota; Fungi; Basidiomycota; Agaricomycetes; Russulales; Peniophoraceae. The record is from the annotation of a GenBank genome assembly.
AUGACAUCCGUUCUGCGCCACAGGCGCUUUCAGGCUGUCUUGAUUCCGGCAGCGCUCAUCGUCACUGGCCUCGUCUACCUCGUCAGCCAGAACCACUACCAAAUCCGGAACGCGCUGUCGUACGCCACGCGGCCCCUAUGGGACACAGCAGACGGCCCGAGGGAUAUCAUACCGCAUUAUUACGCCGACGGACUCGGGUACGACGAGCACACGUGCAGGUUGCACGGGUGGGAGCAACGGGGUAGUGAGGAGAGGAGAGAAAUGAGGGUGCUGGACGCGGUGCUGAUGAGCAGCGAGCUGGAUCUGCUGGAGAUCAGGCUCAACGAGCUGGACGGCGUCGUCGAUCGCUUCUUCAUCCUCGAGAGCAACGCGACCUUCACGGGACUGCCCAAGGAGACGUACUUCGCCAACAACCGAGAGCGCUUCGCACGGUUCAGCCACAAGAUCGAGUACAGGCGGAUCGACGGCCACCCUCUCGCACAAGGACAGACAGCAUGGGACGUCGAACGCGACACGCGCAACACGAUGACGGAGCUCAUACGCGCGCACAUCAAUACUCUACCCCCACAAACGCCCGCUCUAGUCCUGAUGUCCGACAUGGACGAGAUCCCGUCCCAGCACACAGUCUCCCUGCUUAAAUCAUGCCACUUCGGACCCUCAAUCCACCUCCAGCUCCGCAACUACCUCUACAGCUUCGAGUGGUUCCUCGGCUUCACAUCCUGGCGCGCUCAGGCGCAUAUCUGGGAUAACUCCAAGUCUUACUACCGGCACUCGAUGAGCGGGGACAGGGCCCUGGCGGAUGCGGGAUGGCACUGUUCGUACUGCUUCAGGACGAUCGAGGAGUAUACGAUCAAGAUGAAGGGGUUCUCGCAUUCGGAUAGGAUUGGGGGGCGGUUGGAGUUGUUGGAUCCGGGGAGGAUACAGAAGACGAUAUGUCAGGGGGCGGAUAUAUUCGGGAUGCUCCCGGAGGCUUAUAACUACGUGGACUUGCUACAGCAGAUGAGCUUGGAGCCACAACGAACAGGCGUCGGGCUACCACGCUAUGUCGUGCAAGAAUCGGAGAAGUUCAGGUUCUUGUUACCGGGAGGAUGUCUGCGCAAUUGA